CGCUCAAGUUCUUUGUUUUCGUUGUUAUUUCUUUAAAUAAACACGUACCUUUUUGAGUAUAAAAUUUCGUGUAAAAUCAUGAGAUUAUACCUUUUAGUUUCUGUAUAUCAAAACGGGAAACAAAUUGUCAAAUCUUCAGCAAUAAGUAUUGAACCUCCUGGACUUUUAUCUGAUCUUUUAAAGUUGGCUUUUUCUACUAAUGAUAUACCAAACGCGAAUAUAUCAGUUGACUUUCAAAAAGAUAAUUCAAAAGAUUGGCAUAUAAUAUUAAAAGGAAUUCAAGAAAACUUAGAAAUAUUAAUUUUUUUAAAGGCUACACAUAUUAGAUUUAUAUGGAAUGAUGAUUAUGAUGAUAUCAAUAAUUCUCAAGCAGAAAUUCACAAAAAUGCCUUUAAUAUUUUAAUAAGUAAUGCUACAAAUAUUUAUCUUCCUCUAGCACAAGGUUUAACCACCAAAAUAACCUUUUAUAUAAUCACCAAGUUUAUUCAACAAUCAUAUCAUUUUCCAAAAUUUAUAAAAGAAUUACCAGAAUAUAAAGCAAGUUCAUCUUAUAAUCAAUACUAUAAUAAUUCACAUCAUAAAAAAAUAGAAAUUCAAGCAAAAACUUUGAAAAGUUAUGUAGAAGCAAGUGAUAAAAAAUGGGAACAAUUUAUCGAUAAAGUUAUUCAAUUAUGUGCGAUAUCAAAAAAGUAUGUAGAAUAUUUAGAUAAUGUAAAUAAUAGGAUGCGCAUUAUUCAUAGCAGUAGUAUACCUAUACGAAAUGGAAUUGAUCACAUAAAAGUAUUAGAUAUUAAUAAAACUUCAUCAAUGAGUAAUAAAUAUACUGAUAUUAUUAAUUUAAUGCAAGAUAAGGCUGAGUAUGAUCCUAUCUGCAUUGACGAUCUUAUUCCACAUAAUGUUUUUCAAGCUGUAUAUUUGGAAGGAAUAGAACUUCCAUUUAAUAUUAUAUUAUAUCGUUACUAUAGUGGGAAUUAUAUUGGUACUUUAAAUUGGAUUUGGAAAAGACCAGAUACCGUUGAGUUAUUUGAUAAAACUAAAGAGUCACAAUCUUUACUAAAAGCGCACGAGUCAUUACCAAAAUACUGUACACAGCAAAUGAGAAAAAAUGUGAUUAAUAAAUAUUCACUUUAUACACGAUUGUCACCUACUAUAUUAUGUAUACUAUAUCACAUCAGGAAAUUAUAUAGUGCGAAAAGUUGCGCAAGUUUACACAUCAUAAUAUUUCGUAAGCUUCCAGACCCGCCGCAAGUUUGCGUAAGCGUAAUAUUUCGUAACUUUUUAAAAUAUUUCGAAAUAUUACGAUAUGCAAAGCUUCAUAAUUUUACGAUUUGUAAUAUUCCGUAA
Messenger RNA from Rhizophagus irregularis DAOM 181602=DAOM 197198, 1344 nucleotides. Lineage: Eukaryota; Fungi; Glomeromycota; Glomeromycetes; Glomerales; Glomeraceae. The record is from RefSeq and is a predicted model, not a curated record.